AUGGCAGAGGUCAUCAACGACGAUCGCGCAGUCGGACGUGCUCGAGCUAUUACGGAAAAUUUUCUGAAACAGCAGUUCCCCCUGCUCCCCACCGAGUCGCUGCGGCAAGCGGCCAGGAAAUGCGGCGAGAUCAUUGACAAGGAUGUUCAGUCCGAGUAAGUGACAUUGAGGCCUAUAACGCGUUUAAGCUAAUGACAUGUGUGAUACUCUAGGGAGGACGCCCGAGGCAAGACUACUCUCCUCAGCAUCCCUAUUGAGCUUCGCAACCGGAUCUUUGCACUUUCCCUCCGAGCCAGCGAGACACAAUCCACGGAUCAAGAAAGCGUGGAGGACGACCUAUAUUAUCGGAACUGCGGGGAGCGCACGGUGGUACUGUAUGUCGCCGGAUCGUUCAAAAUACGGUACUACGAGAACUUCUCGCCGCUGGAUCAGGCACCAUACAUGACGGAGCCACCACUCACUCAAGUCUGUAAAGAACUUCGCAGUGAGAGCUUGGCGGUGUGGUACGCCAUAAACAAGUUCACGUUGUUUUGCAAAGCUGUGCCGGGUCGCGACUUAUGGUACCAUCCGGUCAUGAAGCAGACCCACAUUUGGCUACUGACUAUCGGACGCGAGAAGGCCGAGAAGAUCAGAGACCUCGUCUUCUUCUUUCCAAAAAUGCGCAAUGCCGACAACUGGUAUUCGACCGAAGAGGUCCGCAGAGUGAUCGGUGCAGAUGCAUUGGGCCUGGCGAAGACUGCUGUUAAGGUCGUCAAUGGCAAGAUUUACAAUCAGAUGGUCAAAGAAGGAAAGCAGCUUGAGGAUAUGGCUCUGAGAUAG
Molecule: messenger RNA, 819 nt
Organism: Lecanosticta acicola
Lineage: Eukaryota; Fungi; Ascomycota; Dothideomycetes; Mycosphaerellales; Mycosphaerellaceae
Source: the annotation of a GenBank genome assembly